Messenger RNA from Acipenser ruthenus (sterlet), 10817 nucleotides. Its product is annotated as dynein axonemal heavy chain 17-like. The coding region runs from base 15 to 10745 and encodes 3576 amino acids. Gene Ontology annotation, cellular component: dynein complex. The transcript is spliced from 64 exons. The record is from RefSeq and is a predicted model, not a curated record. NCBI's taxonomy places the organism in Eukaryota, Metazoa, Chordata, Actinopteri, Acipenseriformes, Acipenseridae. Gene Ontology annotation, biological process: microtubule-based movement. Gene Ontology annotation, molecular function: dynein intermediate chain binding; dynein light intermediate chain binding; ATP hydrolysis activity.
GGUCAGCCAGUCCUAUGUUUGAACGGAAGGACAAUAAGAAGGAAUCCCUGCUGGAUUUAGAUGGAAGAGUGAAUGCUUUAAACAAAAAGUAUGCUACAAUGAGGGAAGAUGGACAAAGAAUUCACAAAUUGCUUAAAGAGAAUAAGACCUUGUUUAAAGCAGACGACACAACUCCAAUGUGGUCACACUAUGUAUUAUAUAUAGAUGACAAGGUUGUGGAUGGGUUCUUCAAAGUAGUGAGCACCUCCCUACAGUUUCUUGCCAGCAACAUGGGGGCAGAGGUCAGUGCUGCUCCCCUUUUUGAAGUACAUUUAGAGUUGGGAAUUUCUGACAUUGUGUUUCGUCCUGCCUUGGCAUAUGGAGUUUCAGAUGGGUUCUAUGAUCUAAUAGAGCAUUUAACACUUGAUGUCUAUAAAACAGGCAAUCUGGUGCCACGAAUGGUAAAAGAUCAUCCACAAAACAACUACCAGAUUGACUUGUAUGAGAAGCUCUAUGAAGAGGUGUCAAGGUUUGAAAAUUGUCGCGUGUUCAGUGGCUGGCUCCAGGUUGAUUGCAAGCCUUUCAAACAUGCUCUUUUGAAUGUCAUCAAACGGUGGAGUCUUAUGUUUAAGAAAUGCCUCAUUGACCAAGUUACUAACGGCCUGAGUGAUUUACAAGCUUUCAUUGAAACUACAAAGGCUAGCAUCAUUAAAACAGUAAGUGAAGGUGAUUACGGUGGGCUGGUUGAAGUGAUGGGUCUUCUGAAGAAAGUGAAAGAAAGACAGUUGGUCACAGAUCAAAUGUUUGAACCACUGAAAGAGUCCAUUGAAUUGUUACGCUCUUAUGGAGAGGAGAUGCCUGAUGAAGUACACACACAACUUCAGGAACUUCCAGAACAAUGGAACAAUAUGAAAAAGAUAGCUCUCCAAGUUAAACAGAAUGUGGCUCCUUUACAGUCUAAUGAAGUAAAUAUAAUUCGAAGAAAAUGCCAGCAGUUUGAGAUCCGACAGUAUGAAUUCAGAGAGAAAUUCCGAGAAGAACCCUUUUUUCACUUUUCUUUCCCAGAUCCGCAUGCUGCUUUGGAUGAGACCCACAAGAACAUGUCUGCAUUGGAAAAGGAAAUGGAAAGCCUGUCUGUAUCUGCAGGUUUAUUUGAAGUUAAUGUACCUGAUUACAAGCAACUCAAGGCUUGCCGAAAGGAAAUCAUACUGCUGAAGGAGCUCUGGGAUAUGAUCUAUUUGGUAAGAGGCUGCAUGGAUGACUGGAAAACCACCCGAUGGAAAGACAUAAAUGUAGAAGAAAUGGACAUGGACACCAAAAAAUUUGCAAAAGAGGUCAAGGGUUUAGAUAAAGAAAUGAGAGUCUGGGAUGCAUUUGUAGGAUUGGAUAGCAUAGUUAAAAACAUGAUGACUUCUCUGAGAGCAGUUGGGGAACUACAGAACCCAGCCAUCAGAGAAAGACAUUGGCUGCAACUUAUGAUGGCUACUCAGGUUAAAUUUGUCAUGUCAGAGAAAACGACCCUUGAUGAUUUGCUGAAACUUAACCUCCACAAUUUUGAAGAUGAAGUGCGCAGCAUAGUAGACAAGGCUGUAAAGGAGUCUGGAAUGGAGAAGACAUUGAAAGAGCUGGAUAAUAUUUGGUCCACCAUGGUGUUUGGACACGAGCCUCACUCUAGAACUGGUACCAUGUUACUGAAAUCUGACGAAGAACUAGUAGAGACUCUGGAAGACAACCAGGUGCAACUCCAGAACCUCAUGACGUCCAAAUACAUUGCUCACUUCCUGAAGGAGGUGUCCAGCUGGCAACAGAAGCUCUCUACUGCAGACUCUGUGAUCUCCAUCUGGUUUGAGGUGCAGAGAACCUGGACUCACCUGGAGAGCAUUUUCAUUGGCUCAGAGGACAUUCGUUCACAGUUGCCUGAGGACUCCAAACGAUUUGAUGGAAUUGAUAAGGAUUUCAAAGAGAUCAUGGCUGAUGCUGUAAAGACACCUAAUGUAGUGGAAGCUACAAAUAAACCAGGCCUCUUUGAGAAGCUGGAGCAUCUGGAAUCAAGCUUGGCGUUGUGUGAGAAAGCUCUUGCUGAAUAUUUAGAGACAAAGCGACUUGCCUUUCCCAGAUUCUACUUUGUAUCUUCAGCUGACCUGCUGGAUAUUUUAUCCAACGGAAAUGAUCCUGUGGAGGUCAGCAAACACUUGUCAAAACUGUUUGACAGUAUGUCAGAUCUGGAAUUUAAAAAGGAUGCAGAUAAGAAACCUAUAAAGAUAGGUCUUGGGAUGUACAGCAAGGAGAACGAAUAUGUUCAGUUUGAGGCUGAAUGUGACUGCUCGGGACAGGUUGAACAUUGGUUAACCCGUGUGCUAGAGGCGAUGUGUUCUACUUUACGCAAUGUAAUGGGUGAUGCUGUGGUGACCUAUGAAGAGAAGGCAAGAGAGGUUUGGGUGUUCGACUACCCAGCCCAGCCUGCAUUAACUUCCACACAGAUUUGGUGGACUACUGAAGUUGGUAUUGCAUUUGCCAGGCUAGAGGAAGGUUUUGAAAAUGCCAUUAAAGAGUACUUUAAAAAGCAGGUUAGCCAGCUGAACACCUUGAUAAAUUUGCUAAUUGGAAACCUCUCACGUGGUGACAGACAGAAGAUUAUGACAAUUUGCACAAUUGAUGUACACGCUCGGGAUGUUGUGGGCAAAAUUGUUACUGCCAAGGUAGAGAAUUCGCAGGCUUUUACUUGGCAGUCACAGCUGAGGCACCGCUGGGACGAUGAAAAGAAACACUGUUUUGCGAACAUCUGUGAUGCUCAGUUUAGAUACUCGUAUGAAUAUCUGGGUAACACUCCUCGCCUGGUGAUCACACCUCUUACAGACAGGUGCUAUAUAACCCUUACCCAGUCUCUCCAUCUUAUCAUGGGGGGAGCUCCUGCAGGCCCAGCAGGGACUGGGAAAACUGAGACUACAAAGGAUUUGGGCAGGGCUUUAGGUAUCAUGGUGUAUGUCUUCAACUGCUCUGAACAAAUGGAUUACAAGUCUUGUGGUGACAUUUACAAAGGACUAGCACAGACUGGAGCCUGGGGCUGUUUUGAUGAGUUCAAUAGAAUAUCGGUGGAGGUGUUGUCAGUGAUUGCUGUACAGGUGAAGUGCGUCCAGGAUGGCAUUAGGAAUAAGAAGGCGAUAUUUAAUUUUCUUGGAGAGGUUAUUAAACUUAUACCCACUGUAGGAGUUUUUAUCACUAUGAACCCAGGGUAUGCAGGUCGAGCUGAACUUCCUGAAAAUCUGAAGGCAUUAUUCAGACCCUGUGCUAUGGUGGUCCCUGAUUUUGAAUUGAUUUGUGAAAUUAUGCUGGUAGCAGAAGGCUUCCUUGAUGCCAGAGUACUGGCUAGAAAAUUUAUUACCUUGUAUACACUCUGCAAAGAGCUCCUUUCAAAGCAGGAUCAUUAUGACUGGGGGCUGCGUGCUAUCAAAUCUGUGCUCGUAGUCGCAGGUUCCUUGAAGAGAGGGGACCCUGGCCGGCCAGAGGACCAGGUCUUAAUGAGGGCAUUACGAGACUUCAAUGUACCGAAGAUAGUGACUGAUGACAUGCCUGUCUUCAUGGGAUUGAUUGGAGACCUUUUCCCAGCACUGGAUGUACCUAGAAAGAGAGAUCUGGAUUUUGAAAAAAUUGUUAAACAGUCUGUGCUUCAGUUGAAGCUUCAGGCAGAAGAUAAUUUUGUUCUGAAAGUGGUUCAGCUGGAAGAGCUUCUUGCAGUGAGGCACUCUGUUUUUAUAAUCGGAAAUGCCGGCACGGGCAAGUCUCAGGUGCUAAAGUCCUUAAACAAGACCUAUCAAACCAUGAAGAGAAAACCUGUAGCUAUUGACCUGGAUCCAAAAGCUGUUACUUGUGAUGAACUUUUUGGAAUUAUCAACCCAGCCACUAGAGAAUGGAAAGAUGGUCUGUUUUCCUGUAUAAUGAGAGACCUAGCCAUUGUUUCUCAUGAUGGACCAAAGUGGAUAGUCCUUGAUGGGGACAUUGAUCCAAUGUGGAUAGAAUCUCUCAAUACUGUCAUGGAUGAUAAUAAGGUGCUCACUUUAGCCAGCAAUGAGCGGAUCCCAUUAAAUCCCACCAUGCGCCUCGUGUUUGAGAUUAGUCACCUAAAAACAGCAACCCCUGCAACAGUGUCCAGAGCAGGAAUUCUUUACAUCAAUCCAGCAGAUUUGGGCUGGAACCCAGUUGUAACUAGCUGGAUUGAGAAACGUGAGGUUCAGUCUGAGAAAGCUAACCUAAUCAUUUUGUUUGAUAAAUAUUUGCCAACCUGUCUGGAAAAGCUUAAAAUUGGGUUUAAAAAGAUAACCCCAGUCCCAGAGGUCACUAUGGUUCAGACCCUGCUGUACUUAAUGGAGUGCCUUCUUAUACCAGCCAAUGCACCACCUGACUCCCCCAAAGAUCUUUAUGAACUCUACUUUGUGUUCUCCUGCAUCUGGGCAUUUGGAGGAGCAAUGUUUCAAGAUCAGAUGGUUGACUACCGUGUGGAAUUCAGCAAGUGGUGGGUGCAUGAAUUUAAGACUAUAAAAUUUCCCUCUCUAGGGACUGUCUUUGACUACUACAUUGAUCCAGACACCAAGAAAUUUAUGUCCUGGGCAGAUAAGGUCCCUAAGUUUGACCUUGAUCCUGACUUACCAUUGCAGGCCUCCAUGGUGCACACGUCCGAGACCAUUCGAAUCAGGUAUUUCAUGGACAUGUUGAUGGAGAAAAAGCGACCACUGAUGUUGGUAGGCAAUGCAGGGACAGGAAAGUCUGUGCUCAUGGGAGAGAAACUAAGGAGUCUCAAUACAGAUAACUACGUGGUGCAGUCUGUCCCUUUUAACUUCUACACAACCUCUGCCAUGCUUCAAGCCAUCCUUGAGAAACCACUAGAGAAGAAAGCAGGUAGAAAUUAUGGGCCUCCAGGAAAUAAAAGCUUGAUUUAUUUCAUUGAUGACAUGAACAUGCCUGAAGUAGAUAAAUAUGGAACUGUUGCACCUCACACGCUGAUCCGGCAGCAUAUGGACCAUGGACACUGGUAUGACCGAAGUAAACUGACUUUGAAGGAUAUCCACAACUGUCAGUAUGUGGCCUGUAUGAACCCUACCUCUGGUAGUUUCACCAUUGAUCCUAGACUUCAGCGACACUUCUUUGUGUUUGCUGUAAGUUUUCCUGGACAAGAAGCGCUACAUGCCAUCUACAGCACUAUCCUGUCACAACAUCUAUCCAUGAAUAGCUUUGCAAUGGCUCUUCAAAAGUUCUGCGCAAUGCUAGUGGCUGGAGCACUUUCUUUUCAUCAGAAGAUUACAUCUUCCUUUCUUCCAACGGCUGUUAAGUUCCAUUAUGUAUUCAAUCUGAGAGACCUUUCCAACAUAUUUCAGGGUUUACUGUUUUCUUCUGCAGAAUGUGUAAAAACCAAUAUUGACAUGAUUAGACUCUGGUUACAUGAAACUGAUAGAGUGUAUGGAGAUAAAUUAAUUAACGAUAAAGAUAAAGAACUCUUUGCAAAGAUUCAGGUGGAUAUUUGUAGAAAGACUUUUGAGGAUAUGGAUGAAAAUGCAGUGUUUGCAAAGCCCAAUAUUUAUAGUCAUUUUGCCUGUGGAAUUGGAGAGCCCAAAUAUUUCCCUCUAUCUUCCUGGAAGGCUCUGAACAAAUUGCUGACAGAAGCCUUAGACAGCUACAAUGAAGUGAAUGCUGCCAUGAACCUGGUCCUGUUUGAAGAUGCAAUGUCUCAUAUCUGUAAAAUAAACCGUAUCCUUGAGUCCCCACGUGGGAAUGCCCUGCUGGUGGGUGUGGGAGGCAGUGGGAAACAGAGCCUGUCUCGGCUAGCUGCUGCUAUCAGCAGUCUCGAAGUUUCACAAAUUACCUUGAGAAAAGGAUACGCAAUUGCAGACCUAAAGUUGGACCUUGCUGCCCUGUAUAUCAAAGCAGGAGUGAAGAACUGUGGUAUGGUUUUCCUGAUGACCGACUCGCAAGUUGCAGAGGAGCAGUUUCUUGUCCUCAUUAAUGAUUUGCUUGCGUCAGGAGAGAUCCCAGGUCUGUUUCCGGAUGAUGAAGUAGAAAAUAUUAUCGGUUCAAUGAGAAACGAAGUGAAGGGGAUUGGAUUACAGGAUACCAGAGAGAACUGCUGGAAGUUUUUCAUAGACAAAGUCAGGAGACAAUUAAAGGUUGUCCUGUGUUUCUCUCCUGUUGGCUCAACUCUACGGGUCCGUGCAAGGAAAUUCCCAGCAGUUGUAAACUGUACAGCAAUUGACUGGUUUCAUGAAUGGCCAGAAGAGGCUUUAAUGUCUGUCAGUGCCCGAUUCCUGCAAGACUCUGAAGGAAUUCUGCCAGAAGUUAGGACAUCUCUUAGUUUGUUUAUGGCCUAUGUACACAAAACCGUCAAUGAAAUGUCAAAGACCUACCUGACCUCUGAAAGGCGCUAUAACUAUACAACCCCAAAAACCUUUCUGGAGCAGAUCAAACUGUAUCAGAACCUUCUUUCCACAAAAAGGAAGGAGUUGAUUGCAAAGAUGGAUCGACUGGAGAAUGGUCUAACAAAACUUGAGAACACCUCAGCACAGGUAGAUGACUUGAAAGCCAAGCUGGCAGUCCAAGAAGUCGAAUUGCAACAGAAGAAUGAGGAUGCAGAUAAACUCAUUCAGGUAGUGGGAGUUGAAACUGAGAAAGUUUCAAAAGAGAAGGCCAUUGCAAAUGAUGAGGAGUUAAAAGUUCAGGUUAUCAACAAGAAUGUGGGAGAAAAACAAGUAUCCUGUGAAACUGACCUGGCUAAAGCAGAGCCUGCUUUAAUUGCUGCACAGGAAGCUUUAAACACACUCAACAAGAAUAACUUGACAGAAUUGAAAUCUUUCGGCUCUCCUCCAGAUGCAGUAGUUAAUGUAGCAGAAGCUGUAAUGAUCCUCCUUGCUCCGGGAGGCAAAAUCCCAAAGGACAGAUCCUGGAAAGCUGCUAAAGUUUGCAUGGCAAAAGUGGAUGCUUUCCUAGACAGUUUAGUACACUACGAUAAAGAACACAUUCCUGACACCUGUUUGAAAGCUUUUCAGCCUUUUAAGAAUGAUCCAACUUUUGAACCAGAUUUCAUCCGGUCCAAAUCAAUAGCUGCUGCGGGUCUUUGUUCCUGGUGUAUCAAUAUUGUCAGGUUCUAUGAGGUGUACUGUGAAGUGGAACCCAAGAGACUGGCCCUGGCCCAGGCAAAUGCAGAGCUAGCAGCAGCACAGGACAAGCUUUCUGUUAUCAAAUCCAAAAUAACACAAUUAAAUGCCAACUUGGCUAAAUUGACAUCAGAGUUUGAAAAAGCUACAGCAGAUAAACUGAAGUGCCAGCAGGAGGCAGAUUCCACAAAUCGUACUAUUUCUCUGGCAAACAGACUUGUAGGAGGAUUAGCAUCUGAGAAGAUUCGCUGGUCUGAAUCAGUGGCCAGGUUUAAAGAACAAGAGAAGACUCUGAGUGGAGACGUCAUGUUGAUUUCGGCUUUCGUUUCAUAUGUUGGAUAUUUUACCAAGAAAUACAGGAAUGAUUUAAUGGAUAAAUAUUGGAUGCCAUAUUUGAAAGAAUUGAAGGUGCCCAUUCCAAUUACUCCGGGCUUGGAUCCCUUAACCCUGUUGACUGACGAUGCUGAUAUCGCUGCCUGGAAUAACCAGGGCUUACCCAGUGACCGCAUGUCCAUUGAAAAUGCUACCAUCUUCUGCAACACAGAGCGGUGGCCCCUAAUUGUUGAUGCACAGCUACAGGGGAUCAAAUGGAUCAAAAAUAAAUAUGGAAAAGAACUGAAAGUGCUCAGGCUGGGACAAAAAGGUUAUCUUGAGAGUAUUGAGAGAGCAAUUUCCAAUGGUGAGAUUUUACUGAUUGAAAAUAUUGGAGAAACAGUGGAGCCAGUGCUAGACCCUUUGCUUGGCAGAAACACGAUCAAAAAAGGGAGAUACAUUAAGAUGGGCGAUAAAGAAGUGGAGUACCAUCCCAACUUCAGGUUAAUUUUACACACCAAGUACUUCAGUCCUCACUACAAACCAGAGAUGCAAGCGCAGUGCACCCUCAUUAACUUCCUGGUAACGAGGGACGGGUUGGAGGACCAGCUGCUUGCUGCAGUGGUGGCAAAGGAGAGGCCUGACCUAGAGGAACUGAAGGCUCAGCUGACGACCCAGCAGAACGAAUUUAAGAUUGUGCUGAAGCAGCUGGAGGAUUCCCUGCUGGCUCGACUCUCUGCAGCCUCUGGUAACUUCCUGGGAGAUACAGCUCUGGUGGAAAACCUGGAGAUCACCAAGCAAACCGCCACCGAGAUUGAGCAAAAGGUGCGAGAAGCUAAAAUAACUGAAGUUAAAAUUAAUGAAGCCAGGGAGAACUACAGGCCAGCGUCAAUAAGAGCAGCCUUGCUCUACUUCAUUUUGAAUGAUCUCAACAAAAUAAACCCAAUCUAUCAGUUCUCUUUAAAGGCAUUUAAUGUAGUGUUUGAGAAUGCCAUCCUGCGCUCUGAACCAGCUGACGAGGUGACACAACGAGUUAAUAAUCUAAUAGAUGAAAUCACCUUCUCUGUGUUUGUUUACACAACAAGAAGCCUGUUUGAGAGGGACAAACUGAUCUUCACAGCACAGGUCGCUUUCCAGGUUUUGAUAAUGAAGAAAGAAGUGAAUCCUGCUGAACUUGAUUUCUUGUUGCGAUUCCCCUUUAAAGCAGGAUUGGUCUCUCCUGUUGACUUCAUCUUAAACCAAGGAUGGGGUGGGAUUCAGGCUAUAUCUGACAUGGAUGAGUUUAAGAACCUCAACAGAGACAUUGAAGGGUCAGCAAAACGUUGGAAGAAGUUUGUAGAGUCUGAGGCCCCUGAGAAGGAGAAGUUUCCUCAAGAGUGGAAAAAUAAAUCUGCUCUACAAAAACUUUGUAUGAUGAGGUGUUUGAGGCCUGACCGAAUGUCUUAUGCAGUAAGAAACUUUGUUGAGGAGAAGCUUGGUGCAAAGUAUGUUGAAGGGCGAAGUGUUGAAUUUUCUAAAUCCUAUGAAGAGAGCAGCUCCUCAACUCCCAUGUUCUUUAUCCUUUCACCUGGAGUUGACCCAUUGAAGGAUGUAGAGGCACUGGGCAAGAAGUUAGGCUUUACAUUUGACAAUUGUAAAUUCCACAAUGUGUCUCUGGGUCAGGGCCAGGAAGUGGUUGCAGAGAAUGCUAUGGAUGCUGCUGCUAAGAAAGGACACUGGGUUAUUCUGCAGAAUAUCCACCUGGUGGCAAAAUGGUUAGGUACUCUGGAUAAAAAAGUGGAGUUGUACAGCACAGGGAGCCAUAAUGACUACCGAGUAUACAUGAGCGCAGAGCCCGCACCUACACCUGAUAGUCACAUUAUCCCACAGGGAUUGCUGGAAAAUGCCAUUAAAAUUACCAAUGAGCCUCCAACGGGAAUGCAUGCCAACCUACACAAAGCACUGGAUCUGUUUGACCAGGAUACUUUAGACAUGUGCACCAAGGAGUCAGAGUUCAAGUGCAUCCUGUUCUCACUCUGUUAUUUCCAUGCUGUUGUGGCUGAGAGACGGAAAUUCGGUGCUCAAGGCUGGAACCGGUCCUAUCCCUUUAAUAACGGUGACCUUACCAUUUCAGUCAAUGUGCUAUUCAACUACCUGGAAGCUAAUCCAAAGGUUCCCUGGGAUGAUCUGCGCUAUCUGUUUGGUGAGAUUAUGUAUGGUGGCCACAUCACAGAUGACUGGGACCGCAAGCUUUGUAAGACGUACCUUGAGGAGUAUGUCCGUCCUGAACUGUUGGAAGGGGAGCUGCAGUUGGCUCCAGGGUUCCUAGCCCCACCCAACUCUGAUUAUAAGGGGUACCAUGCAUAUUUGGAUGAUAUGCUGCCUCCUGAAAGCCCAUACUUGUAUGGCUUACACCCAAAUGCUGAGAUUGGCUUUCUGACCAUCACCUCUGAAAAACUGUUCCGCACUGUGCUGGAGAUGCAGCCAAAGGAUUCUGAAGCUGCAGGAGGGGCUGGUGUUUCACGGGAAGAAAAGGUAAAAGGAAUCCUGGACGAGAUUUUAGAAAAGCUGCCAGAACAGUUUAACUUGCUGGAGAUCAUGGCAAAGGUGGAGGAUAGAACUCCAUAUAUCGUUGUUGCCUUCCAAGAGUGCGAGAGAAUGAAUAUUCUAACCAAAGAAAUGAGGAGAUCGCUUAAAGAGCUGGACCUUGGUUUAAAGGGUGAGCUAACGAUCACUACAGUUAUGGAAGAACUUUCCAAUUCUCUGUUUUUUGACACUGUGCCAGAGUCAUGGACAAAGCGUGCAUACCCCUCCCUUCAAGGAAUGGGUGGCUGGUUUGCAGAUCUGUUAUUAAGAAUCAAGGAGCUGGAAUCCUGGACGAGCGAUUUCUCCCUCCCCAAUGCAGUGUGGCUGGCAGGGUUCUUUAACCCGCAGUCCUUCCUCACUGCAAUCAUGCAGGCCAUGGCCAGGAAGAAUGAGUGGCCUCUUGAUAAGAUGUGUCUAGCUGUGGAGGUCACAAAGAAGAACCGCGAGGACAUGACUGCUCCGCCCAGAGAGGGGGCGUACAUACACGGCCUCUUCAUGGAGGGAGCUCGCUGGGACAUUCCAAGCGGAGUGAUUGCCGAAGCCAGACUGAAGGAAUUAACCCCUUCGAUGCCAGUAAUCUUUGUCAAAGCCAUUCCAGUAGAUAGGCAGGAGACCAAGAACAUAUACGAAUGCCCGGUGUAUAAGACACGUAUCCGUGGACCCACCUUUGUCUGGACCUUUAACCUGAAAACAAAAGAGAGGUCAGCCAAGUGGGUACUGGCAGCAGUCUGCCUACUGUUGCAAGUGUAAUUUAAACUUGGUUAUAUUUUUAUUAGCAUUACAAAUGUUAAACAGAUGUUGGAAAGCCAAAUAAAAAGAUUA